UUAUUUGUUCCCGUCUUACAUUGUACACUGCAAAUGGGUAAUUCACCCCUCCGUCAUCAAUACUUACAUGAUCACAAACUUUAAUGUCAUUUCAGCAUUUACUACUAACUAUCAGUUGUGUGGUAAACAGGAGGAAGUAUGAAGUUUUUAUACAAUGUACUGAAACUGUGAGAAUGGGAGAGCAUGUCUGAGCUAUUGUGGGACCAAUACCAUAGAAACUCAAACAAGACUGUAAAGUAGUAGGUUGGUUAAUAUUUACUCACAGUGACAGGAAUAAGAGUUUUAUUGUAUGCAAUAAUUGGUAUGGGACUUUGCCUGGUGUCAAAUCAAUAAUCAUAAACAGGGUCGGGUGGGUUACUUUCUAAAUGUAAUCCAUUACUAGUUAAGUGUCAUUGUAAUCUGUAGCGUAACUUUGAAUUACCCAAACUAACAGAUUCAGUUACUUUUGCAUUACUUUCCCUUUAAAGAGGCGUUAGAAAAAGACAAAGGAUCCAUCCAACACAUUUGGUGUGUCAGUGGUCUCUGACUUGUGGUCAUACUCGCUCAGGCAGACAAACUUAAACUUGCACAAUUUUUCAACGCUGAAUUGAAUGAAAUUGAGAAAACAAAGUGUCAAUGUAUUUUUUCACAAACAUCGAUUCUGAAUUUAAAAGUAAUUCGAGAAGUAAUCUAGUUUUUCAAAAGAAUUUGUAAUCUGAUCGCAAUAUUUUAGCUGGUAAUGUAAUUACACAGUCAUGAAUUGCAGUGCUUUGUGAUAUGCUUAGUGAGAGAGAGAGCAUAGCAAUAUUAUAACAAAUUACUUCCUGAAAGACUUUAGAGCUGUUUCACUACUGGACUGACAUUGGUCCAUCCAAUCUGAUUCCUCAUUCUGUUCCAUUCUGUUAUAGACACAGGCCAACAUUAACCACAUAGAGACACAGAAGGAGGUAUCUAACUCUAUUCUCGUUCUGAGAAGUAAACAUGUCUGUGCUGAAUCUCUCGUCCAUCCACUUAUUGCUUCUCUUCUCCUCUCUGUCUGGAGUAGAUGGCUAUUUUGGACACUUUGAGAUGAGGUGUCGGUUCAGCUCCGAGGAGCCCCGUGAUAUUGAGUUUCUGCUGCAGGUCUACGGCAACAAGAAGUUACUGGGACAAUACAACAGCACAACAGAGAAAUGUACGGUCUACACACAAUGGAUGAAGAACUUCACUGAAACGGCCUGCAAAGGCCCUGCUUUUCUGGCCGCGAGGAGAGACGAAAUGAAGAAAUACUGCAGCAGCAACGUUCCUGUGGUGUAUGGGUACUUACUAGAUAAGGCAGUUGAGCCCUACAUCAGGCUGAGGUCAGUGGAGCCGUUCAGUACCAGACACCUGGCCAUGCUCGUGUGCAGCGCCUACGACUUCUACCCCAAACCCAUCAGAGUGACGUGGCUGAGGGACGGACAGGAAGUGACCUCAAAUGUGACAUCCACAGAGGAGCUGGUCAAUGGGGAUUGGACCUACCAGAUCCACUCGCACCUGGAGUACACACCCACACCUGGAGAGAGAAUCGCCUGUAUGGUGGAGCACUUCAGCCUCACUGAGCCCAAACUGUAUGACUGGGACCCCUCCAUGCCUGGUCCUGAGAAGAAUAAGAUGGUGAUCGGGGCCUGUGGGCUGCUGCUGGGGGUGGUCUUUAUAGCAGCUGGACUGAUCUACUACAGGAAGAAAUCUACUGAAGGACGAGUGUUGGUGCCGACCAUGGCGCUGCCAGAAAGUUAUGGCACCAUCUAGUGGUUCACACCAGUCUUCCUUCUGAAGGUUGUGAUCUGAACCCACUUAAUUAGUCUGGGUACCAGUCUUUUUAGCUAACAUUCCACUUCUUGUUGCCUUUUCCGUGACAUAUACCAAGGAGGUCAAGUAGUGGAAUGUCAGCUAAAAAGACUGGUACCCAGACUACCACUUAAUCAUUCCAAGCACAAUGUCUUCUCAGUCUCCCAGGCCUUUUGCAUUGGAGGAGAGGAGAGGUUGCAGCCAGAAACUCCAAGGCCCUUCUAUGGGGAUCAGAAUCCCGGCAUUCAGAUCAAGAGUUUACCACCGAGUGGCCAACUUCAUCAAAUCUAUGUCCACAUCUUGUCGUCUGAGACGUUAGAUCUAGGAUAUGAUUUUGUAAGGAAUUUUCAGAUGCGACAAACAAGAUUGGUUUAUGGAAUUGUUCAUCCUUAGGUUUUGAUUCUAAUUCUUGUUUCUAUUGGCAACUGAUGUUAUUGUUAACUUGGCUUUGUCUUUUAUUAAAAUAGUUUUAUUUUGCAGUU
This is a messenger RNA of Oncorhynchus nerka (sockeye salmon), 2270 nucleotides long. Its product is annotated as H-2 class II histocompatibility antigen, E-S beta chain-like. The record is from RefSeq and is a predicted model, not a curated record. Gene Ontology annotation, biological process: immune response; antigen processing and presentation. The coding region runs from base 961 to 1749 and encodes 262 amino acids. Gene Ontology annotation, cellular component: MHC class II protein complex; membrane. Lineage: Eukaryota; Metazoa; Chordata; Actinopteri; Salmoniformes; Salmonidae. The transcript has 5 exons.